AUGCCCGCUCUCAGGAGAAAGAAUGGCCGAGAGCCUGCGUGUGAGGCAUGCCGCCGGCGCAAAUUGGCCUGCGACCACGAAACCCCCGCUUGCCAGCGGUGUCGGCGAUUGUCCUUGAAAUGCGUCUAUCUCGCCAAUCCCCUCACUAAAGACAGAGCAAGAAGCCUGCCUGAGGCUGAGUCGCCGACUGCCUUGAGCAAUGAGAGCGAUGGGCCCCCAAGCACCAAGACCUGCCCUGGAGCACAGUCAACCACGCCAAUACUGGAAAGCUCAGCCGAGUACCUGGGGCCCACGAGUUUCGCAUCCGUGUUCGUGGAACAUCGGGAUCGAUUCGAAGUGGACCAAGCACUGGGGGAUCCAGGCAGCGAAGACAUCAAUCGCGUCGAGGUGCAAAGUUCCUCUCAGCCGGGGAACCUUACCAUCACACCGAGAAUGCUCCAACUGGGGAUCCAGAUCCUACAGAACCUGCCGGAUGAGCUAACUUGCAACUUGCUCUUCGUCCAUCCAAUGGCCUUAAUGGAUGCCUGCUUCCGGCCAGCUUAUCGGAUCGCUUCUGAUAAGAUGUGGGAUGAGUAUCGAGACGUGCUCCGGCUGCGAAGCAGCGAGCACCUACAAUAUGUUGCGAAGCGGUUUUCAGAGUGCAGUCUCACGCCAUUGCCGGCUGAACAGAAUCCACGCCGCUGGAUCGAGUCAUUCUCGGGAAAGAGAACGCGUUGGGAGCUGCUAGGGUCAUUGUUCACUAUUUGGUCGUCUGCGGCUUCACAGUUGCCGGUGCAACACGAUGUCAUUACUCAGUACUGUCGACAACAUGCAUUCAAGGGCCCCAAAGAACUCAUGGUGCAUUUUAAACGCUGUGCAUCCAUGUGCAUCGAGCUGUGUAGCCAGCUGGGUGCUAUCAACAUUCUCUUUGUAAAUCUGGCAUUCAAGCAUAACAUCCUUGAGAGCAUUGCCAGCGGUGAUAAGAGUCUUUCAUGUUGGCGACAACAUGGCGAUGUGAUUGCAGUCACAACAUCAGUUGGUCUUCACCGAGAAUUGUCGUCCGACUGGAAGGAGGUCUCUUUCCAGCACGAACUCAAACGACGCGUCUACGCAUCGAUUUACAAUUUCGACAAGGUUAUCUCUACCUUCACCGGAAGACCACCGCUUCUGAACAGAAAAUACUCGACAACUCAGUUGCCCCAGGAUAUUAACGACGAGGACAUAUUUUCCGACAGGAUUGGCAAUGCCGUAGCCAAGCUCAACUCCGAUGGUUGGGACAGCAGUGUGGAUCGACAACCGUAUCCAACCACAAUCCUACGAGCGCGCGCAAUGCUAGCAAGGAACCGCGAAGAGAUGCUAGAAGUAUCAGAGACUUCCCAGGAUAGCAUCACUGACGUUGCAGUACAAACAUGCCUUCAACUCAAAGGACAAGCUACAGACAUAUAUGCACAGUUUCCUGAGGUCAUCAAGUUCAAGACAGAAGACGUCCACGACCGCGACAUUCCCGGCCAGCUGCUCGCCUUGCGCGUUCUUGUGCGCCUGGACUUUCUACUCAACCUGUUCAUCCUAGAGAGACUUCUGACCCGACACAGAGUGGUCGACGAACAAGCUCUGAUCCAGGUUAGUCAUGAAAUGGUCGGAUUAACCCUAAUAUACUGGAAGCACAAGGACCGGUUCGAGAACCACGUUGAUUUUUCCUGGCUGGCUAUGUCCUACGCCGUCCCAGGCAGCGGCAUCCUCUGCCUCGAGCUUCUCCGUCAAUCCAGCUCCCCCGAAACAUACACCUUAGAUCUUCCCCGAUCGGACAUCAUCCAGAACCUCAGUGUGCUGGUCGCCUUUCUCGACUGGCUCCGGCCCUCCGAAUCUGACAUCGCAGCCAAGGCGCAAAUCAAGGGAAUAUUGCAACGCUCACUGGACCGAAUCCUCAGCAUGCCGGCAUCGCUACAAAGUCCGACGAGAGCCCUAGACGCGCUACCGGACCUUAUAGGCGCAGACCCCCAUCUCGACCUGUUGAAUACAUUCGCUUGGGUAGACUGGGACGCAGCAUUAUAG
This is a messenger RNA of Aspergillus piperis CBS 112811, 2031 nucleotides long. RefSeq names its product transcription factor. Gene Ontology annotation, biological process: DNA-templated transcription; regulation of DNA-templated transcription. The transcript has 4 exons. The record is from RefSeq and is a predicted model, not a curated record. Bases 1 to 2031 code for a protein of 676 amino acids. Lineage: Eukaryota; Fungi; Ascomycota; Eurotiomycetes; Eurotiales; Aspergillaceae. Gene Ontology annotation, cellular component: nucleus. Gene Ontology annotation, molecular function: DNA binding; DNA-binding transcription factor activity, RNA polymerase II-specific; zinc ion binding.